UUGGUCAUGGUUAUCAUAAUUCUGUUGACGCUGACAUACACGGAAUGUUUAGAGAAAUUCGGAAAACAAAUUAGCUUGUCGACGUCCACCUAUAGCUACAAGAGAUGGUAUGAUGAGAAUCGGCAACAUAGCUCUGAGCUCAACAACGGACUUAACGAAGAAUAUCACGUUCACUUGCGAAGGAGCUUGGAAAAUGGUAAUGCGACGACUUUGAAUCGGACAUUUCUUGCUCAACUGGCGGAAGAACGUGUGAAGUUCUUCGAGAACCUGAAUGCUGGCGCAUUCAUGAAUGAUCAACGUCGACUGGUGGACGAUCUGCUAGACGAGAGUUACUAUGAAAAACACGUCCAUCCUCGGCCAACUCAGAUCAACGUCAGCAUGAGUCUUUAUCAAAUCCUCGACGUGGUUGUUGAAUUCCACUGUAUUUAUAAUAGUAAUAGUGACUCGACAAUUCAGAAUUGGUAUGAUGAAUUUCUUGACUGGGAUCCCAGAGAGUACGGAAUGCUGAACAAAACGAUAGUACCCUAUGAUCAGAUUUGGAUUCCGGAUACCUACUUAUAUAACAGUGAAGCGCUGGAACGAAAGAAAACUGAAUCGAUAAUGAAUGCGAUAGUGGAGACGGGAUUUUGGUCGAACAACAGCCUUGGGGCCAGAGUUCAGCUUAUGUUUCCGGCUAUUUAUAAGUUGUCUUGCGCCAUGAACGUUCAAUGGUUCCCGUACGACUCGCAGAAUUGUACAUUCAUCAUUUCGAGUUGGACUCAUGAUAAGGCUACGAUCGACUACUGGGCCGAGCAUCCAACUGUGAAUUUGAAGAAUAUGGCCCGAAACGAUGAAUGGGAAGUGCUCGGAUUUGAGUUUGAACGCAUUGAGCAAAUCUUCAAAUGCUGUGCAAAUCCGUGGGUACUGCUCUACGCACACUUGGUGAUUCGGAGGAAGCCGCUUUACUAUGUUAUCAACCUUGUAAUCCCUACGUCGAUCAUCACAAUCGUGGCUAUCACUGGUUUCUUCACACCCACCUCGACCUCCAGUGAACGCGAUGAAAAAUUGUACCUUGGUAUCAACACACUUCUCACGAUGUCGAUUAUGAUGCUUAUGGUUUGCAAUCAGAUGCCGUCCACUUCGUCGUAUGUACCACUGAUGAGUUGGUACUACCUUGGAAUCAUCAUCGUCAUUGUGCUCGGAACUCUACUGGCUACGAUAGUUUUAGCGAUUCACGGUCAAAAGCGUCACAAUCGACCGUUGUCACGAUGGGCACGUGGUCUCGUGCUUAACCGUUUCGUUGAGACGUUCAUACUGAGACCACCGUGUGCACUCGUCGACUUGUGGAGCGAAUACGGUAUCGUCGAAGAACGUCGUCUGUCGAUGUCGAAGCUUGACCCACUUCUCGUGCAGCAACUUGAUCCUAUCUCGCUCAUGCCUCCUCGACCUCGAGCAUUUUUCGGCUCCAUUUCGUCAGAUAUGUCGGAAACAUCGUCCUACUCCUAUACAACAAGGCUUGCGACUCUCACCCGACAGUACACCACUCAAGUACAAGAAAAAGAACGGCGGUCGUUCCUCCUCAAGCAGUCUCAUCAUGCACGGAGUGUGAAGCGGCAGAAAAUGAGCAGGAGGUGUGCUCUCGAAUGGGAGUACCUAGCGAAUGUGAUCGAUCGUGUACUGUUAACGAUGUUCUUCAUAGUGACUAUGUCGCUUUUCUUGCUUCUGGUUGCUUUUGACUAUCUCUUUACCGUACACAAUCACGUCCAGUAG
This is a messenger RNA of Haemonchus placei, 1749 nucleotides long. Lineage: Eukaryota; Metazoa; Nematoda; Chromadorea; Rhabditida; Trichostrongylidae. The record is from the annotation of a GenBank genome assembly.